GCCGCGGCCGGAGCCGCCGGAGCCGCCGGAGCGGGGGCGGCCUGAGGGCGGGGGGGGACGCGGCAGCCACCGCCGCCAUGGAGGCGAAACCGGCGGACCCGCUGCUCUGCGACAGCCUCAUCCUCUGGCUCCAGACAUUCAAUACAGCUGCACCCUGCAGGGAUGUCCAGGACUUGACUAACGGGGUUGCCAUGGCUCAGGUGCUUCACCAAAUAGAUGUUGCCUGGUUUGAUGCAUCUUGGCUCAGUCGCAUCAAAGAAGAUGUUGGUGACAACUGGAGAAUAAAGUCCAGUAAUUUGAAGAAGAUACUGCAAGGAAUUAUGGACUACUAUCAUGAGUUCCUGGGUCAGCAAAUUGCAGAAGAGCUUAUUCCAGACUUGACCCGCAUAUCUGAGAACUCAGAUCCCACUGAACUGGGCAGGCUCCUGCAGCUUAUUUUGGGUUGUGCAGUCAACUGUGAGAAGAAACAAGAGCACAUACAGAAUAUCAUGACCCUUGAAGAGUCUGUUCAGCAUGUUGUCAUGACAGCCAUUCAAGAGCUCAUGAGCAAGGAGGUAACAAAUGCUUCCCCAUGUGAUGCAUCAAGUGAAGUGGAACAGCAGCUUAAAAAAGCCUUGGAAGACCUUCAGGAAGCACAAGCAGAAAAAGAGGAGUUGGCACAAAGAUGUCAAGAGCUGGAUUUGCAGGUGGCUGCCCUCCAGGAUGAGAAAAACAGCUUGAUGUCAGAAAAUGAGAUUAUGAAUGACAGACUAGAGCAAUUAGACGACUCUCUUGAUGAUCCAAAUACCAUGGUUGCAAAAAAGUAUUUUAGUGCACAGUUGCAGCUGGAACAAUUGCAAGAAGAAAACUUCAGGCUUGAAACUGCAAAAGAUGAUUAUCGUGUCCAUUGUGAAGAUCUAGAAAAGCAAUUGAUUGAGCUGCAACAUAGAAACAAUGAACUGACCUCUCUGGCAGAAGAAUCAAGAGCCUUGAAAGAUGAAAAUGACAUUCUUAGGGCUACUGCCGACAAGGCAAGCAAGCUGGAGUCAACAGUGGAGGUGUAUCGGAAGAAGCUGCAGGACCUGAACGAUUUCCGCAGGCAGGUCAAGUCCCUGCAGGAGACCAACAUGAUGUACAUGCACAACACCGUCAGCCUGGAGGAUGAGCUCAGGAAAGCCAACGCAGCACGGGCCCAGCUGGAAACCUACAAGAAACAGGUCCAGGAGCUUCAUAACAAACUGUCUGAAGAAUCCAAAAGAGCUGAUAAGCUGGCAUUUGAAAUGAAGCGACUUGAAGAAAAAUAUGAAGCUUUAAUGAAAGAAAAAGAGAGACUGAUAGUGCAGUGUGAUGCAUUAAGAGAGACAAAUGAGGAGCUCCGGUGUGCACAGAUGCAGCAGGAUCACCUGAGUCAAACAGGUGAAAAAAGCCAUGAGAAUCUUGCUGCUGAAAUUCUGCCAGUGGAAUAUAGAGAAAUGUUUAUUCGGCUGCAGCAUGAAAAUAAGAUGCUCCUGCUGAAACAAGAGGGAUCAGAAAAUGAACGGAUUGCUGAGCUCCAGGAAGAGCUGGAGCAGAAGCACCGGACAGUGAACGAGCUGGAAACUGAGAAAAGGCUCAAUGAAGAGCGUAUUGGAGGAUUACAGCAGCAGAUUGAAGAUCUGCAAAAGACUUUACAGGAGCAGGGAACCAAGACCGAAGGAUCCAGCAACCUGAAGCAGAAAUUGGCAGCACACAUGGAAAAGUUGAACGAGGUUCAUGAUGAGUUACAGAAGAAGGAGGCUGAUCUUGCAGAGCUCCAGCCUGAUGAUAGUCAGAACCCCCAGAAGAUUGGAGAGCUGGAAGCAGCUUUACGAAAAAAAGAUGAGGAUAUGAAAGCAAUGGAAGAAAGAUAUAAAAUGUACCUUGAAAAAGCAAGGAAUGUGAUAAAAACCCUAGACCCCAAGCUAAAUCCAGCAUCAACAGAAAUUACGUUGCUCAGAAAACAGAUACUGGAAAAAGACAAAAGAAUUGAAGCACUAGAGAAUGAAUGCAAAAUAGCCAAGCUACGUGACUAUGAGGAAAAGCUGAUUGUAACUGCAUGGUACAACAAGAGCCUGAGUCUGCAGAAGCUGGGCAUGGAAGCCAGGCUGGUGGGCAGCAGUGGCAGCUGCGGGGCCGGGCCCGGCCGCUCCUUCCUGGCGCAGCAGCGGCACGUCACCAACACCAGGAGGAACCUCACUGUUAAAGUACCAGGUGCAACAUCUGAUUAAACACGAGGACAUGAAGAAGACUCACAUGCUAAAGUGUCCUUAAAUGUUUUAUACCUUUCCACUUUACCUACUUGAUGAGAGAGGAGGUUAGAAUGCUGGGCAGCUGCAAAUGACAACAUCGGAGCCUGUCAGGAAGGGAUUAAGGUGAUCAGCCAGAAGGUAGCAUGUGGUUUUCCAAGUAGAUUUAAUAACUGCAGCAUGUACAAGCACAACUUAAAAGAUUUCUAUUUGCCUUCAGAUUAUAUUGUAAAUAUGAAAUUUGGCACUAUAUAUUUAAAACUUUAUUUAAGUGGGUUUGGGCUAGAAAGUUGACUUUUAUAAUGGGAAGAGGUUAUGCAAAGGUAACUUCAGGAAACUGGCAAUAUUGGGCAUUUUUGCUGGGCUCUUCUGAAAACAGAUCUAAAAGAUUGGUAGCAUCUUUUAAAAAAAGACUUUUUUAGAGUAGAAAGUACAAUUUUAAAAGCAAGAAAGUACUUGCAUUUAUAGAAGAAAAUAAAAGUGUGGUACCAGUUGUUACGUAACAGAAGACAGGAAUUGUUUUAUGAGAAGCAGAAUUUCUCAGUUUAUUAAAAAAAAAGAAAAGCAAAGCUUAAGUUGGUGCAUAUAUGCACUGAGGAAAACCUGUCUUUAAGAUGAAUUCACUUAAGCCAUAAAAGCUUGUCUUUUCCUGAGUAAGAAAAAAGCUAUUAUACUAACUCAAAAGUCUGGGCUAUAUUUUAAAAGUCUGGCAUAUUGGUAUACUGCAUUUAUCUGCAGAAAGGGGAUUAGGUGGGAAGGAGCCCCAUUUAUUUCAACCUGUAAUGUAGUUUCACUUGGCUAUUCUGAACUAACUGUGCUAGGCAGAGGAGUGAGAGAUGGCUUUGGCCAGGUUAUUUGUUGGCAGGGAGCAAAGUGCUUAAACUGUAAUAGUUUGAUUGAAGAUUAAAUGGGGGCUGUUACCUGACAUCUGUGUGCAGGAAGUUGCUGUCUUCCCCAAAACUUGUGACUUUAUUUCCCAAAUGUCUAACUCUUGUUUUGAGUUGUAAUUUUAGAAAACCUGUUAAUGUCUGUUCUUUGCAAAUGGUCUAGAAAAAGUUCAUUAUACCAAUAGUUAAAUAAAAUAAAAUUGCAGCAGCCCUUAAAAUGAAAUGAAUACACUUAAUUUAAGUACUUGAGGGUGCUGUACCAGACCACCAUCUAAUAUAAAAUUCAGCUGCCUGUGAGAAUGAAAACACACCUGUCUUUCCAUUAAGGCCAUCUUUGAUUUGAGAACAGGGUUCAGCUGUACAGAAUUUUAAAGUUUUGAAUUGUGACAUUUGGAUAGUGUGUCAUGUUGCCUGCCCCUCACUAUAACUUGUCCUUUGAUUUCUUCCUUCCCCAACAUCUUAAAUCUUUAAUUGGGCAUUGCAUGUCAUGCCAGAGAAAAGGCAAGCAUUCAUUUUUGAUACUUGGGGUUGCUUAUUAGUUGUGGUGAUUGUUUUACAGUGCUGUAUGUAUGGAUAGGCAUUCAACAGAUUUCCUCCUUCAGAAGGCAUUGUUUAAAAGCCAGGCUCGUGCUCAGUGUGGCAUGAGCCAGACAUGUGGCUGUUGGAAAGUGUCUGUGGUGGUGUUCUUCAGGACUCUAUGCUUCUUUGGACUACCUCGUGGGUUUUGAGGUCUUUUAUUGCUGCAGUGGUGUUAGUGGAGUUGGUGUUGUUAAGGUACAGUUGCAUAUUUAAUUUGCCAGUGCUGUGGGUGGGAGGGAGGUGGUGUUGAGCAGGGGAGCAGGAGAUUAAGGCUUAGUAAGAUGCUUCCAUUCCUGAAGUCUGGUAUUUGGUGUGUUCUAGUGAAACGUGGAGCUGUUGCUGAUGGUGUUGAGUGGGUCUCUUAACCCUCGUUCUUUGCAGCAUGGAAACUUUCAUGGAUGUCCUUCAAAUACUCAUGUAGUUGGUAGGUUUGAUUUGUUGUACUUCUCCCAGUAGUGGAGCUGUGUCAGUAGUCUGUCAGGUGCUGAAUAGUGACAAACUUGGAGCAAAUGUCUUUGACUUACACUUCUCAAAACUGCAGACCCUGGGACCAAAAAUAACUAAGAGCCUCCCUAUCAUUUAAUUGGAAGUUUGUCUUCUGACUAGUGAUGGAAGAAUUUAAGUCCCGAUCUACAGACAGGGAUCAGCCUUUUUCAGGGCAUAGUUGUCCCCAGUAAUCAUGUUGGGGUUGCCAAAAUGAAUCUGGUUUUCAGGUAUUGGAUGAAAUGUUGCUUAUUUGGGGCUUUUCCAAACUGUUAAGAGUGAAGCCUGUGAAUAUCACUCAAGGGUUUCUUUGGGACUGAGAACCUGUUUAAAACAGCUUUUAUACAACUAGUUAAACCUGGGUUCUGUCCUGUGAACGAGGAACUGAUGUGUGGAAACAAAUACUGGAGUAUAAGCCAUGGUGUUAUAUUCACUUCAGCUCAUCUGCUUGUGCAGGAAGGACCAUUAGGUCAGGAUCAUUUUAAUGUUUGCUUCACCCAUGUCAAAGCAAAAAGCUGCUAAAAACACUGCUGUGUUACAGUUGAGCUGUGUCCAGCAUGCAGCAGCAGAGCCCUGUCACUCCAUGUCCUUUGAUGCACCACGGCCGAGGCAGGAGGAACAGAGAGGCCCCUUGGCUCUCCUGAAAGGUGAAUUUGUACCAGCACAGUUCAUAUGAGGUGAAUAUAUGAGGUGAAAAUCAAUGAGGUGAAAAAAUAUAAGGUGAAACCACUGAACCCUGCUGAAGUUAAAUGGCCUCAUUAGGAAUUUAGCCAGUUUCCAGUAAAACGGGUAAUGUAGAUCCAAAGAAACAAACAAAAAAAUGUUCUGAUUGACAUAUCAUUUGUUAAUUAUUUUUUAUAUAAGAUUAAUUACUAUGGAGGAGAACUGUUUUAUAGCAAUAAUACAAAAUAUGGACUAGUAGGUUCUUUUACUCAAGAUGGGUCAGGCAGCAGUUUUGAGAAGAUUCUUUUGCAACAACCUUAUUAUAUAGUGGUUUAAGAAACAUUCACUGAAAAUAAAUUUUCACCUGAUUUUUUUGUUCAUUAAAAAAUAUAUAUAUAUAUAUGGGUAUUCUAUUUUCUAUGAUAUACACUUACUUGGAAGUAAGUAAUAUAAGCAAUACUGAUGUUCUAUUUAGGUAGCCAUAAAUAGUUUAGAAAUUAGAAAAUGAAAACAGUUGUUUAGGAGUUGGUAGUGUCUAGUACAAUAAUUUUCUUACUUGUUUCUUUUUCCCCUUCCCCUAAGUUAAGGUUUUCAGUGUAUCGGUGUCUACAUCUUCUGUUUAAAACAAAUGUAAACACUGUGUUGCAUAGAACUCAAAAAAUUGCACUAAUUUUUAAACUUCUGGUUUUAUUUUUUUUCUUUGGAAAAAAUCCUUUUAU
Camarhynchus parvulus is the source of this 5574-nucleotide messenger RNA. RefSeq names its product hook microtubule tethering protein 1 (gene HOOK1). The transcript is spliced from 22 exons. Bases 78 to 2225 code for a protein of 715 amino acids. Gene Ontology annotation, biological process: cytoskeleton-dependent intracellular transport; cytoplasmic microtubule organization. Gene Ontology annotation, molecular function: dynein light intermediate chain binding; microtubule binding. The record is from RefSeq and is a predicted model, not a curated record. NCBI's taxonomy places the organism in Eukaryota, Metazoa, Chordata, Aves, Passeriformes, Thraupidae. Gene Ontology annotation, cellular component: centrosome; cytoplasm.